Molecule: messenger RNA, 1215 nt
Organism: Phaeoacremonium minimum UCRPA7
Lineage: Eukaryota; Fungi; Ascomycota; Sordariomycetes; Togniniales; Togniniaceae
Product: putative duf500 domain containing protein
Exons: 3
Coding region: 1-1215 (404 amino acids)
Molecular function (GO): phosphatidylinositol binding
Source: RefSeq, a predicted model, not a curated record
AUGCCGAAACGGCCAGUCUGGGUCCAACUCCCCAUAAUAUGCAACAACAUCAACCACAACCUCAGCGUCCUCUUCAAAGCAAUCCUACCCCGUCCUACCCCCAGCAACAGCAACAAUACCAGCAACCUCCAGCCUCCCAGCAACAACAACAACAACAACAACAACAACAACAACAACAACAACAACAACAGUACUAUUAUCCUCCGCCUCCUACAGCACCUCAAUCGCAGCAGCAGCAACAGAGUCAGCAGUAUUAUUACCCACCUCCACCAACUGGCCCUCAGCAACAGCCGAGCCCUGUUCCUCCUGCUUCGUCUCCAGCCGACAUUUGGCGAGCGUCUGCACCAAUGGAGCGUCAAGGCGGGCGUGCCCAUCAACAAACUCACCAACCAGCUAGGGUCUGAGGCGUUCUGGCCAUCAGGCAUGGACAAGGAGUGUGACAAGGCCGCGCGCAUCCUGCAGUCCUUCUCCAAGAGUGGCUUCUACACCACAGAGCAGAGCCAGCCAGCAGGCGGGCCCAAGUCCAAGUCCAAAGUGCUGGUGAAGAUCCCGCCCAAGGUGUUCCAGCAGGCGGCGGGCCUCGCCAUCUUCACCACCUUCCGCACGGGGCUGCACAUCUCCGGCGCGGGCGGCAGCGGCAUCGUCGUGUCCCGCCUGCCGGACGGGUCGUGGUCGCCGCCGUCCGGGUUUCUGGUGCAUACGCUGGGCGCCGGCUUCAUGAUUGGGCUGGACAUCUACGACUGCGUGUGCGUGCUGCGCACCCCGGAGGCCGUCCGGGCGUUCACGCACCCGCGGGUCUCGCUCGGCGGCGAGAUCGGCCUCGUCGCGGGCCCGGUCGGCGCCGGCGCCAGCAUCGAGGGCGCCUUGGCGUCCAGCACCAAGCCCGUGUGGGCCUACAUGAAGAGCCGCGGGCUGUAUGCCGGUGUGCAGGCCGAUGGCACGAUCGUGGUGGCGAGGAACGAUGCCAACGCCGCGUUCUAUGGACAGAAGGGCAUCAGCGUGGAGAAGAUCCUGAAGGGCGAGGUCCCGGGACGUGGACCCGAAGGCAUGUGGCCUGGAGGUGCGAGGCACUUGAUCGAAGCCCUGAAGUCUGCAGAGGGAAGGAGGGAUGUGAACGAGGCUAUCCUCAAGGAGGUGGACGCUGGUCCGACACCAGGGGAUCUGGGUGUAGGGGAGCGGGACCGUGAAGUGCAGCUGGGUGGCGCUCAAGCAUGA